Messenger RNA from Anopheles cruzii, 1011 nucleotides. Its product is annotated as leucine-rich repeat domain-containing protein YddK-like. Lineage: Eukaryota; Metazoa; Arthropoda; Insecta; Diptera; Culicidae. Bases 1 to 888 code for a protein of 295 amino acids. The transcript has a single exon. The record is from RefSeq and is a predicted model, not a curated record. Gene Ontology annotation, molecular function: protein binding.
AUGGUCAGUUUUCUGGCGCUGUUGCUGUUGGCGGCACUGGACCUGGUCGCCGCUGGCCGUAAGCUGGAGUGCAGCGAGCACCGGGAGCUGGAGUGCGAAAUCUCCAACUUCACGAUCGUCGAGCAGAUGGAUCUUUCCGAGUACGAAUUCCCGGACCAUCCGCACCUGGCCAUCGGGACGUAUCCGCUGUCGGACGACUCGACGUACGUGGUGACGAUCACGAAAGAGCUGGCCGACCUGCUGCAGGCGACCGAAAAGCUGGAGAUCCAGAACGUCUCGCUGCAGACGAUGGUGCUGUGGAGCAAUCUGCGUACGCUCGAUGCGUCCCACAACAGCUUCUACGAUCUGGUGGUCGAACCGGGCCACCACUAUCAGCUGCGCGAGCUGAACCUCAGCUUCAAUCGCUUCCAGUCGAUCGACUUCAUCCAGGCGCUGCCGGCCCUGCGGACGCUCGAUCUGCGCCACAACUACCUGGAGACGGUCGAUAUGUCGCUGUUCCACAUGGCCACCGAUCUGUGGAAGCUGAACUUGGGCAGCAAUCGCAUCCAAACGCUGACGACCGAUGGAUCGCUUCAUCUGCCGCGCCUCUCGACGUUGCUGCUGAACGAUAAUCUGCUGGCCGUGCUGGACGGAAGCGAGUGGCGCUUCAGCAUGCUGCAGGAGCUGAACCUGGCCCGGAACCGGCUGCGAUAUCUGAGCAUGUGCGAGGUGAACCACUCGUUCCCGCACCUCCAGACGCUCUACCUGGACGAGAACCGCUGGGAGUGUGGCCACCUGAACUCCACCGUUCGCCAGCUCCAACAGCUGGCCAUCAAACCGAUGGCGUACUACGACGUGGACGACGAAGAGCGCUGCGGUAGCACCGUGGAGGGCAUCUGCUGCUACUAGGCCCGAAGGCCGGCCGAUCGCACUUUCAAUUUGUGUACCAACCCCACCCGUAACCUACUGGGUGUUGUGGGCCUAUCAAUAAAAGGGAACGAACGUUGGCUUGGCUUUGUUGGCUGGCUGUAA